This is a messenger RNA of Rattus norvegicus (Norway rat), 3560 nucleotides long. The record is from RefSeq and is a predicted model, not a curated record. NCBI's taxonomy places the organism in Eukaryota, Metazoa, Chordata, Mammalia, Rodentia, Muridae.
UGCGAAGCGACAUGUGAGUGCUUCCUGUGAGGUGAAAACCUGGAGAGUCUUCUGGCUCUUCCUGUGCGCCUGUGCUCCUGAUGUAUCCUCUCAGUGACCGCGUCUGCAGCCCGAGGAGAAGUGAGGCAUUCAAGUCCUCUCUAGCUGGGCUCUGCCUGAGGCGAGGCUGCCCUACACUGACCCACCUCAGCAGCUUGCAGAGGUCCCAGGAGAGUCUAGUUUCUCUGGGGAGCCUUGAGAAGGAGCUGUGAUGAGAGAUGGUCAGUGUCCUGAAUCGUUAAGUGCUUGCUUCCCAGAGCCCUGCCUUGUCUCAAAGAGAAGAGAACGAUGACCAAGUUACAGGAGGCAGUGACGUUCAGGGAUGUGGCCGUGGUCUUCAGUAAGGAGGAGAUGGGGUUGCUGGACGCUGCCCAGAGGAAGCUGUACCACGAUGUGAUGGUGGAGAACCUCAGGAACCUCCUGGCAGUGGUUCUUUCAGGAGGCCAGAGUCCAAGUACAAUGAAGACAGUCGACACGCCAGGAGUAAGGUGCCUUUCACUGGGGAAGCUUCCAUGUUGGCACAUGACAGGCCAUGAUGCCAACAACCUGGCCAGAGCUCCAGAAGAUGUAAUAAACACUCAAGAACAGGGUUCUCACUUCCUGGAGCGAAUCCACUCGCCCUGCCGUGGGGGAGCAGAAGAGCCUUCUCAGGUCCCUGAGGAUGAUGACUCUGUUAAGAGUCUCGCAAGCAACCAUUCCAGCAUUAGUGAAAAUCAGGAAUUUCUGUCUGGGAGAGCUCAGAGUUCUUUGAGUGAAACACAUCUCAGUGAGAGACGUGACCGUGGGAAACACUGUCCUCAGACUCCGGUGAAAACCAAGCCACAGCCGUUGGCUCUGGGUGUUGACAUUCUGAGUUUCAUUUCCCAUCAAGAUAACGAUACACUGCAUGAAAGAGACAAAGUCCACAGCAGCAGUGACUGUGACGAAGUCAUCUGUCCCAUGUCACACCUCACCCAGGAUUGUGAUUACACAGAACGGAAGGCCUACCAGUGCAGCCAGGGCCAAGAAGCCUUCAAUGACAGCCCUAGUCUGGAACUCCAUCAACAGACCCCCUUAGGAAAGAAAUCUUCUGUCCUUAGUACUCACAAGGACAGCAGGCGUAGCUCCAGUGUCCCCAUUCAACAAAGCAUUCAUCCAGGGGAAAAACGCUACUGGUGUCAAGAGUGUGGCAAAGGUUUCAGUCACAGCUCAACUCUACAGACUCACCAGAGAGUGCACACGGGAGAGAAGCCCUACUGCUGCGACAGCUGCGGGAAGGCCUUCAGCCGCAGCUCGGAUCUCAACAUCCACCGCCGCGUGCACACCGGGGAGAGACCUUACAAGUGUGAGGUGUGUGGGAAGGGCUUCACGCAGUGGGCACACCUCCAGGCCCACGAGAGAAUUCACACAGGAGAGAAGCCAUACAAGUGUGGAGACUGUGGCAAACGCUUCAGCUGUAGCUCGAACCUUCACACCCACCAGAGAGUCCACACUGAGGAGAAACCGUACAAGUGUGACGAGUGUGGGAAGCGCUUCAGCUUAAGUGGCAACCUAGACAUCCAUCAGCGGGUCCACACGGGAGAGAAACCGUAUAAAUGUGAAGAGUGCGGGAAGGGUUUCAGUUCAGCCUCAAGCUUCCGAGGCCACCAGAGGGUCCAUACAGGAGAGAAGCCGUUUCACUGCAGUGUGUGUGGGAAGACCUUCAGUCGGAGCUCACAUUUUCUAGAUCACCAAAGAAUUCACACUGGGGAGAAACCAUACAGGUGUGAUGUGUGUGGGAAGCGCUUCCCCUGGAGCUUGAGCCUACACAGUCACCAGAGAGUCCACACAGGAGAGAAACCGUAUAAAUGUGAGGAGUGUGGGAAAGGCUUCAGUCAUGCCUCGAGUCUGCAGGCUCAUCAGAGUGUCCACACCGGCGAGAAGCCGUUCAAAUGCAAUGUUUGCCAGAAGCAGUUCAGCAAGGCCUCCAACCUCCAGGCCCACCAGAGAGUGCACACAGGGGAGAAGCCCUACAAAUGCGACACGUGUGGGAAGGCCUUCAGCCAGAGGUCCAGUCUCCAAGUUCAUCAGAGAAUUCACACUGGGGAGAAGCCGUUCAAGUGUGAGGAGUGUGGGAAGGGAUUCAGCUGGAGUGCGGGGCUUACUGCUCACCAGAGGGUCCACACGGGAGAGAAACCCUACACGUGUCAGCAGUGUGGGAAGGGCUUCAGUCAGGCCUCCUAUUUCCACACGCACCAGAGGGUCCACACGGGAGAGAAACCCUACAUGUGUCAGCAGUGUGGGAAGCGCUUCAGUCAGGCCUCACAUUUCCACACGCACCAGAGGGUCCACACCGGACAGAGACCCUAAAGCUGCAGCAUCUGCUGUAAGAGCUUCAGUCACAUCUUGUCUUCCACCAUAGGGUCCACAGUGCAGGGAAUCUUUAGUUUCUGCCGUCAGGUGGACUCUAUGCUGCUGAUGGUUAAAAGCCCCCACACAGACUUCAGGAGACUCCAUAGGGGCUUCAUUUGGGCUAUUUUGCCCCCAACUUAUUAUCCUACUGUACUCAUUAUGCAAAGGGAAGAUAGUGUUUUAGAAAGGAUCUUCUUAGCGUACGAAUAAAGAAAAGAAUCAAAAAACGUAUAUAGAAAAGCGUUCUGAUUUGAUUAUAAAAGGAGGAAUUGUCAAUUGUGAGGAAGGGACCCAACAGGAAUUGUAGCGCAUCGCACUAAUGCUGAGGUCAUAUCAUUAUGGGUAAUCAAAAGAUUGGCAAGGAGCUUGUAGCAAUGCUUUGGGAGAAAUUAGCAACAAGUAUCCUAAGAGCAAGUGAUUUCAGUUUAUACAAAGUAACUGGAUUCGCCCCCAGGUUAGGGAAAGAACACCAAUUCCUGAAGUCCUCACAUUUUAUACCAGUGCAGAUGAGCUGGGAUGGCUGGUUAUAAGUCAGAAAAAGAUAAUCACAGUCACUCAAAGCCCAUGUGCUUCGGUUCAAAGUUCAGAGCUCUGUGACAUCCUGUGGUACUUUUAGAUUUUCUUGUAUAUAGAAAAUGCUCAGCUUACUCAGUAUGACCAAAAUUAACUGUCUAUUCAACUACAAAAUGUAAUCAUGGAGAAACCAUCCAUUGUAUAUCGCACAUGUCAGAUUCUGUUCAGGCCCUCUAGCGCAAGGCAAUAGUGAAAUUGUUCACCUAAUGGUAGGAACUGUGCUGGAAGCUUCCAAUUUUCGUAAGAAACACCGUAUUAAGAGUAAAGGUCUAGGGUUGGGGAUUUAGCUCAGUGGUAGAGCGCUUGCCUAGCAAGCGCAAGGGCCUGGGUUUGGUCCCCAGCUCCGAAAAAAAGAAAAAAGAAAAUUAAAAAAAAAAAAGAGUAAAGGUCUAAAGGGGGAUUUUUCUAUCACUUGGCAAAAGCCAAGGAAAUUAUGAGAAAAUGUCCUAUUUGUACUUUAUAUAACCAAACUCUGUUACCUGCAGGGAGUAACCCAGAAGGUACCAAAAGAAAUUAAAUUUGGCAAAUGUAUGUGUCUUGCAGAAUUUGAAAAAUUAAAAUAUGCAUAAUAUACCAUA